ACACGCCUCACAAAGACAGAAUCCCAUUCCUAAUUUUCUUCCCUUCCCCAUUCUUUCUCUCUUUCUCUCUUGCAGCCAUUUCUAAGCCUUCAACACUUCACCAUAAUCAUCAUGGGAAACAGAGAUCUGGAGAGAGAUGGAAUUGGAGGAGAAAAGAGCAGAAACAACAACAACUCAUACCCACCACCAUCACCCUACUAUGUGGAGGUUUCUGAGUCAGAGUGGACGCCAUGGAUGGUGCCAAUGAUAGUGGUGGCUAAUGUGGCCAUGUUUGUGGUCAUCAUGUAUGUCAACAACUGCCACCAUAAUUAUGAGGGCUCCAGGUUUGGGAAGGGGAGACACUGCGUUGCAAAGGUUCUUGGGAGGCUCUCUUUUCAGCCCCUUCAAGAAAACCCUCUGUUUGGACCCUCUUCUUCCACAUUGGAGAAAUUGGGAGCGCUAGAGUGGAAAAAGAUAGUGCAUGAACAUCAAGGAUGGAGGCUUAUCACUUGUAUCUGGUUACAUGCGGGUGUUGUACAUUUACUUGCUAACAUGCUGAGCUUGCUUAUAAUUGGAAUUCGCCUUGAGCAGCAAUUUGGUUUUGUACGGGUUGGGAUAAUCUACCUAGUUUCUGGAGUUGGUGGGAGCAUUCUUUCUUCCCUUUUUCUUCAACGAAACAUCUCUGUCGGGGCUUCGGGUGCACUGUUUGGACUUCUUGGAGCAAUGUUGUCGGAGCUGCUUACUAACUGGACAAUCUACACGAAUAAGGCUGUUGCCCUUUGUACUCUUGUCGUUAUCAUCCUAAUUAACUUGGCAGUCGGGCUUCUCCCUCACGUCGAUAAUUUUGCUCACAUUGGAGGUUUCCUUAGCGGUUUCCUUCUUGGCUUUGUGCUGCUACUCAGACCCCAAUUCGGUUGGAUUGAAAGGCGCCAUCUUCCAGCCGAAGCGCGCCUCAAGUCCAAGUACACUGUUUACCAAUAUGUUUUCUUCGCAGCUGCAUUGAUGUUAUUGAUUGUUGGAUUCACAGUGGGAUUAGUCAUGCUGUUCAGAGGAAAGAAUGGAAAUGAUCAUUGCAACUGGUGCAGGUAUUUAAGUUGCUUACCAACAUCAAGAUGGCAGUGUAGUAACUGAUUUCAAGUCCUUUGAGAUUCUUUUGCAGUAGAUUGUAGUUUACUUUGAUUUAUGGAAAGCCCACAGCUACUACCCGAAGGCGAGAUUGUAGUUUACUAUUCAUAUGCUAUAUAUACCUUGUAUACAUGUAUAGUGCAAUUAAUUAGGUCCUGAUUAUUAGGAGAGACUCUACCAAAAGUAUAAGUGCAAUUUUAAAACCAAUACGUGGAACUAUAUGAUUUUUACUUCAAGUUAUCUCUACA
Ipomoea triloba (trilobed morning glory) is the source of this 1352-nucleotide messenger RNA. RefSeq names its product RHOMBOID-like protein 2. Lineage: Eukaryota; Viridiplantae; Streptophyta; Magnoliopsida; Solanales; Convolvulaceae. Gene Ontology annotation, molecular function: serine-type endopeptidase activity. Gene Ontology annotation, biological process: proteolysis. The transcript is spliced from 5 exons. Bases 112 to 1110 code for a protein of 332 amino acids. Gene Ontology annotation, cellular component: membrane. The record is from RefSeq and is a predicted model, not a curated record.